UUCCAACAAUGAUGAAUGCAAGUGUAAGUCAAUUUGAACUUUGUAUCUUCAGUCCUAUUCUAUACCUUUAGCUCUCUUUUCAUCCAAUCCUGUUUUCUUAAAUCAUGAUAUUACGGAAGAUUUUGUCUUCCUUCGGACAACCGUCGGUAGUAGUCUCGAGAUGGCAAUGAUCGGAUGUAUCGUAUCCUAUUCGCUCCUCCAGUCCUACAUUCAUGCCUCAUGUCAAGUACACUUUAAAAGGCCGCUUGAAAAGCAUAUUAAACCCCAUCUCCUUGUUUAUUUACUUACCAUCGCACGAUCCCGGGUUCACAUGCAUUCUCUGCCAAGCUUCUACUAGUUACCUGAUGUAGAGAGAAAAAAAAAAAAAAAAAGAGAGACCCAGUGAAUACCACGCCAAUAGUCCGGGGUAUUGUACUUAAUGGGUAUGAUUGACUGAUGCGGUUCUUAGCGAAUGUGCCAAUCUUUCAUGGCACCACCAGUCACCCUGAUUCCCCGCACCCCACACAAGCAGAAGUCCAGAUCGACCAGGCUAUAUCAUCAUCAACCGGGGCUGGCCAAGCCAGAAGACACUCCGCUUCUUCAUCCAAGAUGUUGCUCUCAGAUUUGUACAAGUCGACAAAAUCUCCUCUCUCGAGGUUAAGGCAUCACUCGCGUUCGCCCCCCGCACCUCUGGAUUAUGACCCUGACCUCGUGAGUCGAGAUAAAACCAAGCAAAAGGAAGCUAUCAAGCGCGUCCUAGCGGCUAAGGUACGAAAUGACUGGAAUUUCGAGUGGCGACCCGUGACUGCAAAGCCAAACCCGGAAACUGGCGGGACAGAAGCAGCAAGGACAACAGAGGGGCACGAUGACGACGACGUGGUCGUUGAGGACAUCGAUUCAGGAGACGACGCUGCUUCAGUGUACAGCACCGUUUCAGAAGAUCUCACUCAUUUUCGCCCCAGGUCUGAGUGGCUAUCGGAUAUGCCCGAUGAUGAAGACGACGACGACGACGACGUUGCCGUAUCACCAUCAACGGCUUAUCGUUUUGAUAAUCCAGAUGCGGUUGGCACUUUGGUGAAAGUAGCAGCUCUCGCUAAGAGUGCUAAGCGGAGGAGGGCGGUGCGCUCCGAGAUGGAAUGGAAUGAGGGACUUGCUUGCUUCAAUGCUCGACGAGACGCCUGGACAGGCGCCAAGGCAGCACGAAUACGUCCAAAGGCGACUACCCCAGUAGUCACCUCUCCCGCUUCGAAACGUCUUUCAUGGUGGCAUAUUUCAACUUCGCCAUCACCCUCGUCGCCCACAGAAUCGAUAGGCGCGGGUACGACGCUCAGUCGUAGUGCGACGCGCACAUCCGGCGAUACAACUGCCGUUUCGUCAUCGGACGCGGAAUUCAGAGAAACGAGGACCAGAGAGGACUCGUCUACUUAUCCGGUAGAGACUCUAAUACCGAUACCUCAGCCUAUUUUGCCUGUCGCCACUCCUAUGCGUGCUUCUAUCACCGCAGCCGCAUAUCCAACUAUCUACGAUAAGAUCGUAGUUCAAUCCGCGACACCCUCAUGCCCUGUUAAUCUGGGUGAUGUGGUUCGUGCUUGUGUGGCGGGUUGGAAACGAGAUGGCGAAUGGCCCCCCCGAGGCACCGAUCCUCCUGCCGUCGUGGCGGUUCGUAAGAAGACCAACGGUGCGGAGAGUAGAAACAACGCACCGAGACGCAACGCAUCUAAAAGAAUGAGCUUCAGUUUUCUGGGGCGGAGACAGGCGGAUCCAAGCAAUCCAGCAGAAAAUACAUCGCAUCCAGAGAAGGAUGACGGUAGCCACGCGACGGGAAAGGCUUUUAAGAAAAGUUUACAGAAGGUGUUAGGUCUCGGACACGAGAGAACGGCUAGUACCGCUAGCAACCAAGGAUAAAUACGAUGGAACAUGAAAUAAUGGGAGAGAGUAAAUUCUUAAGGAGUCGGAGUUGAAAGAGGUUACCUCGUCAGGGGAGGGAACAAGGGGGAGUCUUGUAUAUCACGACAUGUUCCGCUGGGAUUAUCAGGGGGAAAGCUCGUUCUCAGCAGCAUUCAUGGAAAUAUACCCAGCAUCGCUUUCGGCGUUUUUUUUACAUUAUUAUAGUACUUCAACAACGCGCUAUGUCCUUUUCCUUUUUCCUCCUUUUCGACUUUACGCAUAGCAUACACGCAUAGUGUGGAUAUUGUGUAUAUAGUAUAUAGUUGUUCCAGAAUGAAAGUAGCAGGCGCUGUGCCUUUUCUUUUCA
Daldinia caldariorum is the source of this 2233-nucleotide messenger RNA. RefSeq lists its product as uncharacterized. The transcript has a single exon. The record is from RefSeq and is a predicted model, not a curated record. NCBI's taxonomy places the organism in Eukaryota, Fungi, Ascomycota, Sordariomycetes, Xylariales, Hypoxylaceae. The coding region runs from base 436 to 1884 and encodes 482 amino acids.